UAUUUUAAACCGAGACUGAUGACAUUUUAAUCUUUAUGAAGCAGUCGAAGCAGAAUCAGGCAAAAAUUUUAAGACUAUAAAAGGAUCUAUAGUUUAGUUUGUUGUGGUGUUUAAUCUUGCCAAUAUUAAAUGAACUAGCUAAUGUAUAUCUGAAAUUGGCCCUACGUCCAUUGAAAUCGUUAUUCGCUCCUUGGCAGUAACAAUGAAGUUAUUGAGCGGACCUCUUUUUUUAUUUAUAAUUGUUUUUAGUUCAGUAUCAUCUUCACGGGUGUUGGAGUUAAGUGACAAAUUUAUCGAUUUAAGCGGCGAUGGAAUGUGGUUCGUAAAGUUCUACGCUCCAUGGUGCGCGCAUUGUCGCCGUAUGGAACCAAUAUGGGCUCAUGUUGCCCAGUCGUUGUACAAUACGCCAAUUAAAGUGGCAAAAGUUGAUUGCACGCGUUUUCCUACAGUGGCUACACAUUAUAAAGUGAAGGCUUACCCUACGAUAAUGUUCAUUAAGGGACCGCUGCAACAUGUGUAUACUGGUGAAAGAGAGAAAGAUGACAUGGUUAAAUAUGCCACAAGGAUGGCCCAGCCAGCUGUGCAGAGAGUGACACAUGCAGACAGUAUUGGAUAUUUAAAAGAAUCUCACAAUGUCUUUUUUGGUUAUGUUGGAAAGACAGAAGGAGCUUUAUGGGAAAUGUUUGCUCUCCACGCUGACAAGUAUCAGCCACAUACCUGGUUUUAUGUCAUGUCUAAAGAUGUGAUUAAGAAUGAGUUAGACAGACCGCCUAAUGACACUGCUGUUUUUGUUUACAAAGAGGAUGGAGUUUACUUCUUUGAUGCUUGUGAAGAUCUGAUCAGUGACCAAGAAGCUUUGAAUACAACUUUAGAUAAAUGGAUCAACACUGAACGGUUUGGAUUCUUCCCAAAAAUAACCAGAGCAAACAUUAACAACUUCAUGGAUAUUAACAAAUACAUAGUGAUAGCAAUUGUCUCUGAGAACAAGCUUGGGGAAAUUACACAGACAGAGAGAGAUUUUAAGGAUAUGAUUGAAAGUAUCAUUCGNNAAAAGAAAUCUGAACUUCAUGAGAAUUUCCAAUUUGGAUGGAUGGGAACUCCAGAUUUGGCAAAUUCCAUCGCCAUGUCUGAGUUGACUGUUCCCCAUUUGCUGGUGUUGAACUCUACCACCAGCCAUCAUCACAUUCCUGACGAUGAUCCCGUACUGAUGACACCAGAGGCUGUUGUAUGGUUCCUUGAACAGAUAUAUAACCAGCAAGCGCCUGCAUACGGCGGCGACCACUGGCUGGUGGGCGUGUACCGCAGCGUGUUCGAGGCGCGCGCGGCGCUGGGCGGCAUGUGGCGCGGCAACCCGGUGCUCACCGCGCUCGUCUUCGGCCUGCCGCUCGGCUUCCUCUCCCUCAUCUGCUACUCCAUCUUCUGCACGGACAUACUCGAUUCCGAUGAAGACGAAGAGAUCGAAUCACAUGAAAAGAAGGACUAAGUUGGUGAAUAUAUAUCUUAACAAUAAAGUUAGUUGAAAAUUGAAGACCAGAGAAAUAAAUUACACAUUUUGAUUUUUAUUGAAUUUGAGGAAACAUAGAUUUACUGUACGACUAUUUAUUAUAAGUAUUAGUUAUAUUUCAUACUUAUAGCAGAAUAUCCAAAUCAAAUCUGAUACUUAAGAUAAUUUAUUAAUUUGUAUUUUUAUAAUGUUAAGUUGUGUUUUAUGGUCGAUAUAAUAAUCGAGUUUUAAAUAAUUUCUUAGUCAAAGUAUUAUAUUUAUAAAAAAAUGUACGUUUGUUUUCGCGUCUUUACAUGUUUUGUGUAUUUUUAUGUAAUCAUAGGAAUGAUAUUAAAAAGGAAUUAUAUAUACAUCGAUCGAAAAACUGAAACACAUUGGAUCGUUAUGUAAAAACAUGAGAAAGGAUAGUUGAUUUCAUCACCCUGAUGUUAGUUUUAAAUGUGGAGUCUCCAAUUAUUUAUUUGUAAGAAUUAAUUCCCAACCUUCCUUGUCCAUUUCUUGACAUUUCUCUCUACUAUAAUAAAUAUUUAAAUUGGUACAUGUAUUUCUAAAGUAUAAUGGCAUGGAGUGUAAGGCAUGUGUUUCCUCGUCGAUUUUUAUUUUGCGAGUACAGGCAUGUCAACACUUAUGCAAUAAACACAUACAUUUUUCCUUCGUAGUUAAAAAGAUCAAAUUAUUGCUGAAAACGUAAAUCAUCAAGUAACAUAAUUUAGUAAAUAAGGAUAGUUCUAGUCAAUGUGUUUAAAUCACUUUGUCUCUAUAAUAAAUGUUAGAAUAAAAUAUGUCAUUUUCAAUUCCUAAACCCCUUCCCUUUAGUUGUAAAGAAUUAGCUGUAAGCUUACACUGUGCGGUUAUAUAAAUCGAGCCUAAACCUUGGUGUGAGUUAAGUUUCCACACACUUGUAAAAGGAAAAAUAUGUUCCCUCUUCCACAAUACGAAAUCAGUGAUAAGGUAGGCAAUAAUUAUUACUCUUCUCAUGAGUACUAAACUUUAUUUUUCAAACAUUAUAAAAUAUAGACAAGUUAAAAGGAAAUAAAACAAUGUUUUUU
Papilio polytes (common Mormon) is the source of this 2553-nucleotide messenger RNA. RefSeq names its product protein disulfide-isomerase TMX3 (gene Tmx3). Lineage: Eukaryota; Metazoa; Arthropoda; Insecta; Lepidoptera; Papilionidae. Gene Ontology annotation, molecular function: protein disulfide isomerase activity. Gene Ontology annotation, cellular component: endoplasmic reticulum. The transcript is spliced from 8 exons. Gene Ontology annotation, biological process: peptidyl-cysteine oxidation. The record is from RefSeq and is a predicted model, not a curated record. The coding region runs from base 203 to 1483 and encodes 426 amino acids.